Wyeomyia smithii (pitcher-plant mosquito) is the source of this 13919-nucleotide messenger RNA. RefSeq names its product protein dachsous (gene ds). The record is from RefSeq and is a predicted model, not a curated record. Gene Ontology annotation, biological process: homophilic cell-cell adhesion. The coding region runs from base 2664 to 13046 and encodes 3460 amino acids. The transcript is spliced from 12 exons. Gene Ontology annotation, cellular component: plasma membrane. Gene Ontology annotation, molecular function: calcium ion binding. Lineage: Eukaryota; Metazoa; Arthropoda; Insecta; Diptera; Culicidae.
GUGUAGGAUUGAAGCUGUCCGUCCGUCCGUCCGAUCCGUGCAAGUUCGAGAGCUCGAUUCGAGGUACGCGCGCGCGCGAGAAAUAUUUCUGAUUUUCCAGACCCGUGUGGAGUGGACUGUUUGUUGGCCAGCGAAUCCGACGGUCCGAUGGUGAAGAGGGUGGCCGAGAGGAGCCUGAAUAAAAUAAAGAAAGGCAGCACACAGCAUUAGAGGAGAGCUAGUUUUUCUUAAUGGAAUGAAAUAACAUGGCACAGUGUGGACCCCGUUCGGUUCGUUCCAGCAGCCAGAGCAGUUGAUCGGACCCGUGUGUUGUGUAUAUGUGCGGGAACGGUUUCGAUCCCGAGAUGCAAAGAAGAGCGGCCACGAGUGCGAGACAAGACAAGGGAUACAUUUUAAAUUAACACCGCACAUUUAGAGCUCGGCUCGAAGGAGGUAAAAAUUUCGCUUAGGAAUUUGGACAAACGGCGAGAUUGGGGUUUUGUUUUUUUCGAGUGUCUAAAUCCUAGGGUCUCGCUUUGACCACACGCUGAAUGGACAGGAAGUUUGAAAACUGUGUGAUCAGUGGGUUAUAGAUCUAUAUAAUAUAGGAGGCUAAUCAGUAGGCGCAACGGUGCAAGCAAACUUGAAAAAUCGAAGUAGUCCGAUCGAUGGCGGAUGCUGUCACAGCCAUAUUUAAGAGGCUUGGACAGCUGGGUAGCACGAGAAGCUCGAAAUUCCGAUCGGUAGGCAACUGCAAAAAUUCGGAACUUGCUUGCUGGGUGUGAAAUCAUCCUGAGCUGUGUGUCCUUCUGAUCGUUCGGCCCAGGAGAACAACGAGUCGCGCAGAAGCAGGAAUUGCAAGAAAUCAGCCUCAGUGAAAGAAAAGUGGAAUAUCUUUUCACGAAUGUUUGUAUACCUUCGGUUUGUUGGGUCGCCGGAGUGAACAGCGGAGUGAACAGCGGAGUGCGCUCAACACGUAUAAAAAAAAUUAUUUAUUUUCAUUUACAAUUACAAACGUGCUCUCGCGGAGUGUUCUUAUUGGGGGCCUCCCCGUCGUCUUCUUCUUCUUCCGCUUGUUUUGGAGUCGCCGUCAUCUUCUGCAUUUCGCUGGCAGUAGUUCCUCCGCGGCGAUGGUUAUUUUUUCCUUCUUUUCAUGAGAAAUAUCUCAUUAUAUUGUUUUAUACACAGUUUGGCGCGAGCUGUGCGCAAAGUGAGCGAACGAACGAGCGAGCGAGCGAAGAAAGAUAGCCAGGGAGAAAAGGGCAUCCAAGUGCGCGAGUGAAGAGCAGAAGACCCGCGACGGUGGUUGCUACGACGACGACGACGACUAGGAAGAAACGUCGAAAACAACGACGACAGCGACUUGCUAGCGCGCAAAACAGUGAGGAUGUAAUACAAAGUGAAAUACAAAAAUAUUUUUAUAAUAAAAUAAAGUCAAACAGAGAAAAACCGAAGCGAAAAGAGUGUUGUUGUGUGUAGUGAGGAAACCAGAGUGAAGAUCGAAGGAAAAGAAACAGGCUACGAGCGAGCGAAUGAAAGAAAGAGAGAGAGAGGCUGCGGAAUAAAGUGAAGGUGACGCAGGACGGGGAAAAAAAAGUACGAGAAAGAAUUUUUUAAAAGGAAAUUUUUGUAGCUGCAAAUAGGAAUUUUAAUCACAAAAUUUUUCGGAUACAUUUUGAUUUUGCGUAUAUGAUUAAAACAAAGUGAGAUUAAAUGUAUUUUUAGUAUUCCCUCUUUCGGGCGCAACAUUCGCAAGCUUUUGCUCCGUGUGAGCAUCAUCGGUAGGAUUUGAAAAAAGCAGGCUCCAGCUUGCCAGCGAUAUUUUUCGGAUGUUUCGGGUGUGGAAGAAAGUUCGGCGAGCCCCGGAGAAGUGGUAGAAAUUCGAGAAAAGUAGCAGUGCCAGUUUUCGGAUGUUCGUUCCUUUCUGCUGUGAAGCACGGGUCGUUGUUUUUUUCUGUUGUUGCUGUUGUUGUAGUUUGUUCAUGCUUAGAAGCAAGAAACACAGAGGAAGAGAAAAGCUCAAGUCGAUCAUGAUGAUGAAGUGUUGAUUUGUUUCGAUUGCGGUGUGCGCAGCCAGCCCACGGAAAUAGCGAGAAAUAGCGCUAAGCUGCCGAGAAGAUAUUUAAAUAAUAAGGAAGUGAAGAUUUCAAAUCCCACCCGAAGGGAAGGCGGGGGGCAAGUUGGGCAGAAACCCGGGGGAAAGAAAGCGAGAAAGAGGAAGGCGAAGAAAGUGCUGCAGCGGUGUUAGUAGGCUUUUACGAGCGAGAAGAAUUCGCCCAACUCCGGGGAAUGGCUAGAAUCGCAGCAAGCUAGACAACCCACGUUCCACCCCACCAGAAGAACAAAAGCGCCUGCAACGUAGCGGAGAAAUAGUAAUAAGCGGGAUUAAGGGAUUAAACGCUUCACUUCAACUCCGAGAUUAAGAUCGCUCCUAGGCCGCAACAAACAUUGCCGCCACGACGAACCGCCCAGCCAGUGAGCCCACGCGAUGGAACCUGCCUCUAGCAGCCGGCAGCCGCACGCUCGCUCCGCACAAUCCGCUGCCGCCGGUGAUCGGUGAUGUUCGCCGGAGCAGCGCCCUGCCAGCUGCCACUAGUCAAUUGUCAUCGCACCGAUCGCCAGCAUCAUCAUCAUCAUCUCUGUCACCAUCCGUGUCAUCAUCGACAACCGGUACUCCAUCCCUCAUGUCAUCUGCAGCAAGCGAGCAGAUCGGGAUGGGCCAGAAAAGUAGUUUCCGGUUUCGUCGCAGGAAAAUGUCCCUCCUGUGGCUGUUACUAAUGAUAUGUGCCUUCACGGGCGAUAGUGGAGGAGGAGGAGGUUUCUUCCAGUUAGCCAGCGCGGAACACGUACGUGAAUUGGAAGUGUCCGAAGGGGUUCCGAUCGGGCAUCAGAUUGGCUUUAUCGGAGAGUUCCUGCAUGGGGUCGAUAGUGGACCUCCGUAUCUAAUCGUACCCGUUCCCGGUAGUGCCGUUGACUCGGAACUAGCUAUCGAUCAUACAACCGGUGAAAUCCGAACCAAGAUUCCGCUGGAUAGAGAAAAACGCUCCUCGUAUUCGCUGGUGGCGAUUCCUCUGAGCGGGGAAAACGUUCGCGUUGUGAUACGAGUGCUGGAUGAGAAUGACAACGCGCCUACUUUUCCGACGGCAUUGAUGAACAUUGAGUUCCCGGAGAAUACACCACGGGAUGUGAAACGGACAUUAAAUCCAGCCCGAGAUCUGGAUCUCGGUCGGUAUAAUACUCAGCGGUAUAAUAUUGUGUCGGGUAAUGUGAACAACGCCUUUCGGUUAUCAUCGCACCGGGAGCGCGAUGGAGUGCUUUACUUAGAUUUGCAGAUCAACGGAUUCCUUGAUCGGGAGACCACACCAGCGUAUAGCCUCGUUGUAGAGGCACUGGAUGGUGGUAAUCCUCCGUUGCGAGGACAGAUGACGGUUAAUAUUACGAUACAGGACGUGAACGAUAACCAACCGAUCUUCAACCAGAGUCGGUACUUUGCGACUGUUCCGGAGAACGCCACGAUCGGAACGACAGUUCUGCAGGUCUAUGCAACCGAUCAAGAUGCCGGUGAAAAUGGUCAGGUGGAAUACGCCAUCAAUCGAAGACAGUCGGACAAGGAUCAGAUGUUUCGAAUAGAUCCGAACACUGGUUUAAUCUCGGUCAAUAAACCGCUAGAUUUCGAGACCAAGGAACUGCAUGAACUGGUGGUAGUGGCGAAGGACCGCGGAUUGCAGCCGUUAGAAACGACGGCUUUUGUGUCGAUACGAGUAACGGAUGUGAACGAUAAUCAGCCGAUAAUAAAUGUGAUAUUUUUGAGUGAUGACGCGACACCGAAGAUUUCGGAAUCGGCACAGCCGGGUGAGUUUGUGGCACGGAUUUCAGUGAAUGAUCCCGACUCGAAGACGGAGUACUCCAAUGUGAAUGUUACACUUUCCGGUGGGGAGGGGCAUUUUGGGUUAACCACGCGCGAUAAUAUAAUCUAUUUGGUGAUUGUGUCGCUUCCGCUGGAUCGGGAAAUCAAACCGAACUAUACGCUCAGUGUGGUAGCCACGGAUACCGGCAAUCCUCCGUUGCAUGCGGCGAAAACUAUUUUCCUUACUGUAACGGAUAUCAACGACAAUGCGCCGGAAUUCGAGAAGGAAAUCUAUCACGCGAACGUAAUGGAGGUGGCCGAUCCGGGAACGUCGGUCAUCCAGGUGACCGCUCUGGACAGGGAUGAAGGCAACAAUUCGGCAAUUGCUUACUCCCUACUGGACACUCCGGACACACACUCGCAGUGGUUCCAGAUCGAUGCUAACUCCGGGCUAAUUACAACCCGGGCGCACAUCGACUGUGAAACCGAUCCGGUGCCGCAGCUGAUCGUGGUGGCGAAAGAUAAUGGCUUCCCGCCGUUAUCGUCCACGGGGACCGUUCUGGUUACCAUCCACGACGUCAACGAUAACGAGCCGAUUUUUGAUCAAAGCUUCUACAAUGUGUCGGUGGCGGAGAACGAACCGAAAGGACGCUGCAUUUUAAAGGUAUCCGCUACCGAUCCGGACUGUGGCGUCAAUGCGAUGGUAAAUUACACCCUCGGCGAGGGCUACAAGAAGAUCACCGAGUUCGAGAUACGCUCCAGCACCGGCGAAGUGUGCAUCGCGUCCGAGUUGGACUUCGAGACGCGCAAUUCGUACGAAUUUCCGAUCAUUGCAACCGAUCGAGGUGGUCUCAGCACAACAGCGAUGGUCAAAAUCCAACUGACCGAUGUAAACGACAACCGGCCAACGUUCUACCCACGGGAAUACAACGUAUCACUGCGGGAGUCCAUGCCGACCAAUUCGCUGCUGUCCACACCGGUGGUAGUCGUGGUGGCAACCGACUCCGAUAGCGGAAGUUUCGGAACCAUUAGCUACCGGAUAGUGGCCGGCAACGAGGCCGGCAUCUUUCGGAUGGAUCGCCUGACCGGGGAGAUCUUCGUCGCUAGACCAAAUAUGCUUUCGAGCCGCAGUCAACCAUACCACAGGUUGAACAUCUCCGCCAGCGAUGGAGGUGGACUGCGAUCAACGCACGAUGCCGAGGUGUUCAUCAGCGUAAUCGACGCCACACAGCGUCCGCCGAUCUUCGAUAAGCCACGAUACACAUACUACGUCAAGGAAGAUGUUAAAAAGAACACGGUUGUGGGUACAGUUUCUGCCACCAGCAGUAACUCAGGAAGUCGCGGUUCCAUUCGAUACUUCAUCUACUCCGGCGAUCCGGAUGGUUACUUCGCGAUCGAUCCCGUUUCCGGAAACAUUCGCGUUGCCAGUACUCUCGAUCACGAAACAAAACCACAAGUUCUGCUGAAUAUUCAAGCAACCAGCGGGGAUCCUCCUGCUUAUGGACAUACCCAGGUCAACAUCGAUAUCGAGGACGUAAACGAUAAUCCACCAGAGUUUGAAUCCAGCACGGUUCGCAUUUCUGUUCCGGAAAAUGUCGAGAUCGGUUCUCCGCUGUACGCCGCUAAUGCCCAUGACAAGGACUCCGGAAUGAGCGGCGUUAUCACGUACCGGCUGAGCAACAAUGGUCCAACAACGGGUACACUCUUCAGCAUCGACAGUCGCAGUGGUCAUCUAAGUCUAGCUCGACCAUUGGACUACGAAACUAUCCAGCGGCAUACGUUGAUUGUGACGGCCUCCGAUUCCGGCAUUCCUUCGCUGUCGACGAAUUUGACGAUUUUAGUUGAAGUUCAGGAUGUCAACGAUAACGCACCGGUUUUCGAGAAGCACGAGUACUUGAUUAAGGUGCUGGAGUCGACACCCAGCAAUUCACAGAUCCUGCAAGUCGGCGCAGUAGAUGCCGAUACAGGAAACAAUGCUCGGCUUACCUAUCGUAUCCUAGGAGACGACAACAGACCUCGUUCAGGGAAAUCAAACACGAGAGCACAGGACAGCAGCAUUCCUCAGAUCUUCGGUAUAUUCCCGAACAGUGGAUGGAUCUAUCUACGUACGAAACUCGAUCGAGAGCUGCAUGAACGGUACAACAUCACGGUGAUCGUCAGUGAUAACGGAGUUCCAACACUGACGGCAACGAGCCACGUAAUCGUCACCGUACUGGAUGCCAACGAUAACAGUCCGGUUUUCGCGAAACAGCUGUACGAAUUCGAGAUCGAAGAAAACAUGCGACGAGGUUCGGUUAUUGGAUUGGUGACGGCGAGUGAUGCCGAUGCUGGUAUCAACGCCGUCGUUCGAUACAGUCUAAUCCCAAGCAAUACCAGCUUUCAGAUUAAUCCGGUAUCAGGGGAAAUCACCACAAGGGAUACUCUCGAUCGGGAAACAAAAUCCAGCUACGACCUCGUGGUGGAAGCACGUGACCAGGGAACGCCCUACCGUAGCUCACGGGUCUCAAUAAGGAUUAAAAUUCUUGACGUCAACGACAAUUCCCCGGAAAUCGUCGAUCCUCAGGAGGACGUCGUUAGUGUACGUGAAGAACAACCCAUCGGAACUGAAGUCGUUCGAGUACGGGCCAUUGAUCGUGAUUACGGCUUGAAUGCGUCGAUUACCUACUCGAUUUUGAAAGGGCGAGAUUCCGAUGGGCAUGGAAUGUUCUCGAUUGAUCCACUAACCGGCGUGAUUCGGACGAAGGCUUCACUUGAUCAUGAGGAGAAGACGAUCUACCGCCUGGCGGUAGCUGCGACUGAUAGUGGUAAACCCCCCAGGCAAACUGUGCGACUGCUGAGGAUCGAAGUACUAGAUCUUAACGAUAAUCGACCAACGUUUACGAGCUCCAGUUUGGUGUUUAGGCUUCGUGAGGACGUCGGUGUAGGUCACGUCAUCGGAUCGAUCAGUGGUAGUGAGCAGUCGGAUUCGGAGAACUUGAUCGCGGGUUCAAACGAUCUUCACAUAACCUACACCCUCACGCCACUGACAAACGACAUCACGGAAGGUGCCUUCGACAUCGAUCGCAACUCCGGAAAGUUAGUAGUAGCACGAUCACUCGAUCGAGAACAGCAAAACGAGUAUCGAAUGGAGAUUCGUGCGUUGGACACUAGCGCAAGUAACAACCCGCAAAGUUCGGCCGUAACCGUGAAGAUCGAAAUUGCCGAUGUGAACGACAACCCACCAAAAUGGCCAAGCGAUCCGAUCAACGUCUACAUCUCGGAGGAUAGUACUGUGGGUUCGAUUGUGUUUAACUUUACCGCCACGGAUGCUGACUCUGGUACGAACGCCGAGCUGAAGUACAACCUUUCCAAAUCUUCAGUCUCACAGAAGGAGUUCUUUUCGAUCGACUCACUGACCGGUUCACUGACCCUUUUGGCGCCGCUUGAUUAUGAAGAAACCAAGGAGUUCCUGCUGAUCGUUCAAGCUACCGAUCAAUCCUCCAACGUAACCGAGAGGAUGACCACCUCAGCAACAGCCAGGAUUAUGGUUACCGACGUAAAUGACAAUUCACCAGCUUUCGUGGUGCCGCAGGCACAGGAUUCAACUGUUUACAUCAGUGACUCCCUGGAGGUGAAUCAGAUCGUCUCUCAUGUGGUUGCCACCGAUCGCGACAGCGGCGAAAAUGGACGACUAAUUUACAAAAUCGUUAGCGGCAAUGAUGACGAACGAUUUACGAUCGAUGCCGAUACCGGCUUUAUUCGUGUUGCUAAAGCCUUCAGUAGUAACUUCAUCGCUGACCACUUGAAGAACUCCGUUACUGGCCGAUACAAUUUGGUGAUCGCUGCAUACGAUCAAGGUAUGCCACGAUCAAAGGAAGCUAAAAUUACCAUUCAAAUUGUGAUCCAAAAUACCACCAACAACCCCCCGCGGUUUCUGGAAUCGGUUUACCAUGUAAACAUAACCGAAAACGUACCAACGGGAAGCUUCGUGGUUCGCGUUUCCGCCAAAUCCUAUAACGACAACGGAAAUGCUAAUCUGACGUACGAAAUCCCGAAGGGAACCGGAGAGGAUCACUUCACGGUCGAUUCGAUACGGGGAAUUGUUACCACCCGGGGAUUGUUUGACCGGGAAUCGAAGGAUCUCUAUACGAUUCCGAUCUACGUUACGGAACAGAACCGAUUCAAGAGUGCUGCUUCGAAAACUUCCAAAGAUCUGAGUCAGUUCGAUGUGGCAACGUUGGUCGUUCGGAUCACCGACGUAAACGAUCACGCGCCUGAGUUCUUCCCGGGUUCGUGUUAUCCACUGGCGGUGCCGGAAAAUAAUGAACUGUCGGUGAUUCACACCGUGGUGGCCAGCGAUGCUGAUGAGGGUUUGAAUGGGGAAAUAACCUACAGUAUUUCCGGCGGAAACAUUGGCAAUAAGUUUAGUAUCGACAUGAACACGGGAGCUUUAACGGCGCGUCCUCUGGAUCGUGAAAUCCACGCACGGUACGUGCUGCAGAUUACUGCCCAGGAUCGAGGAUCGCCAACGUCUCACCAAGGGCACUGCAACAUCACCAUUCGCGUGGAGGAUGAAAACGAUAACGAUCCGAAGUUUGAACUGCAGAAGUACAUUGCCACGAUCGAUGAAGAUGCACAAAUCGGGACGACGGUGCUGACGGUGAAGGCCGUCGAUGCGGAUAUUGGAAUUAAUGCGAGGAUUGUCUAUUCAUUGGCCAAUGUCACCGAGUGGCUGUUCGAUAUCGAUAGUAAAACCGGUGUUAUUACCACUGCUGGAAACUUCGACCGCGAGCGGCAAAGCGUGUACAACUUUAUGGUCGUCGCCACCGACGGGGGCCGCUACAACGCUCGGUUCCAGAGCGUGGCCGUGCAGGUCAUCAUCGCCGACGUUAACGACAACAAACCGGUCUUCGACAAGUACCCGUUCAAGGAGCAAAUCGGUGCACUCAUCCAGCCGGGCCAAACACUGCUGCACAUCUCGGCAGUUGACGCCGACCAGGGCAGUAACGGCGAGAUUGUGUACAGCUUGAAUGACAACCCGAACAACGCGAAGUUCCGCAUCAAUCCGAACACCGGAGCGCUGAGUGCGGUGCAAUCGCUGGCCAGUGAAAAUGGGCGCCUGCUGCAUAUUGAAGUGACCGCUAGGGAUAAGGGUAAUCCACCGCAGGUGGCUACUGGAUUGAUCGAGCUACGUGUUGGGGAUCUGCAGCAGGAACUGCCGGCUUUGCGGUUCCACAACGACUCGUAUCGGGUUAAUUUGGUGGAGAAUACCCCCGUCGGGCAAACGGUUAUUCAUUUGAAUGCUGUCCGAAGUGACGGUCGACGGCAAAAGAUCAUCUACAGUUUCGGGUCGGGUAAUGAGGAUGGAACUUUCUCGAUUGAUGCGGUUACGGGUGAAAUCAAAAUUAGAAACUCACACAACUUGGAUUACGAGCGGUUCAGUCGGUUGAAGUCGGAUGGGAUUGAACUGGUGGCUGUGGCUAGAACCGAUGGAAGUCCACUGCUGUAUGGGUACUGUACGAUCAAAGUGGAACUGCAGGACGAGAAUGAUAAUUCGCCCCGGUUCACUCAGCAGCAGUACUCGGCCUCGGUUUGGGAAGGUAAUAAUAAAGGGGCGUUCGUGAUUAAGGUUGGUGCAUUCGAUGCCGAUCAAGGCUCGAAUGCGCAUAUCCUGUACCACAUAGUCGAUGGUAAUCACGAUAAUGCGUUCAUUAUCGAGCCGGCUUUCAGUGGGAUUGUCAAAACGAACAUCGUUUUGGAUAGGGAAAUCCGCGAUAAGUACAAGCUGAAGGUGAUCGCCACGGAUGAAGGAGUACCGCAGAUGACGGGGACGGCUACGAUCAAUGUGAACGUUGUGGAUGUGAAUGAUAACCAACCGACGUUUCCACCGAACAGUGUGAUCAGUGUUAGUGAAGCUACCACCGUCGGAACGGUUCUUACCUCGAUCACCGCCAAUGACGUGGAUACAAACCCACCGCUAACGUACAGCUUCGGAGACAGUCCGGAUAAUGACGCCAAAUCGUACUUCUCCAUCGAUCGAUACAGUGGCAAAGUGAUUCUGAUCAAACCACUGGACUACGAGGAUCGCCACGAAUACCAGCUGCGAAUCCUGGCGUCCGAUUCGGCUCACGUUGCUCGCACCACUUUGACGGUUCGAGUCACUGACGUCAACGAUAACGCUCCCGUUUUCCAGCAAAUAACCUACCACGCUAUGUUGAAUGAUGACACCGACUCGGGCGGUCAUAGCAGCAACAUCGCCAUCAUCGCAGUAAAUGCCACCGACGCUGACAGCGAAAGCAACGCCGCCAUCCGGUACGCGAUCAGUCCCCCGUCGAUGGGCUUCGCAAUCGAUGAACUCACCGGUUUACUAUUCGUCAACAUGAGCCAAGUACAGCGGACACACAGCGGAACGUUCUACCUGACCGUGACGGCAACGGACUCCGGCCGACCUACGCUCAGCUCAUCCACUACCGUCCGAUUGGAGAUGAAAUCCAAGAGCAAGGCCAAUCCGCACUUUAUCCAAAACCAGUACCGGCUGACAGUGAAUGAAGCAGCCCCAACUGGGACGGUCAUCACGAAUCUCAUUCCGAAAGCGAUCGUCGAUCAGGUCGAGGUAACCUCCGGGAUCGCGUUCGAAAUCAUCGACGGCAACGAGGAAAGCUUGUUCGAAAUAUCCUACCCAUCGGGUGCACUACUGCUGGUGAAACGUCUCGAUCGGGAAACAAACGACUACUACGAACUACGGCUGAUCGUAACCGAACCCGGUUCUCGUAUGGUUUACAAGGGUAUGAACCUAACCUCGGCGAUUAGGGUAACCAUAACGGUCGAAGACGCUAACGACAACGCACCGGAGUUUCAACCAGGUCCGUACGAAAUGUCAAUCAGUGAAUCGGCCCCAAUCAAGUAUUCGAUCGCACAGAUCAGCGCCGUCGAUGCGGACAUGCCAAACUCACCGAACUCCGAGGUUGUUUAUCAGAUCAUAUCCGGCAACGAUGGUGGCAUGUUUUCGAUCGAUUUGAUCACUGGACUGAUGUACAUCAACAAUAACCUGGACUACGAUCGCGGCUCUGUGCAGUACAAUCUGGUGAUUCGAGCCUGUGAUAGCCACGUGCAGCCCAAGUGUAGCGUUCACCCGUUCGUGAUCAAUCUGACCGAUGAGAAUGAUAACGAGCCUCAGUUCCCGGUGCCCGAGUAUCUGGAGUUUGUGGGGGAGAACGAACCGAUUGGGAUCAGUAUCUUUACUGCCCGGGCUACCGAUAUGGAUCGUGGCGUGUAUGGGAAUGUUAACUAUACAAUCGAUAAUGCUUUGACGGGAAGCUAUUCGAACAUUGACGAUGGCUGGAAGUUGUUCAAGGUGGAUCCGAUUAGUGGAGUGGUGAAUUCCAAUGCCGUGUUUGACUACGAGGAAAAGCAUCGAUAUUCUUUUACGCUAAGGGCUACGGAUUCUGGAGGCAAGUCACGUACGGUGAAAGUGAGAGUUAUGAUUGAAAGUCGGGAUGAAUUUAGUCCGCAGUUCACCGAGAGGACGUACAGGUUCCUGCUGAAGACACCGGAUGCGGGCUACUUGCCGGUUGGAUACGUUGUUGGACACGUAACAGCGACCGAUCGCGAUCGUGGUCCAGACGGUAGAAUAGUGUACCAACUGACGACGCAGCAUCCGUACUUUAAGAUAAACCGAACGACGGGAGCGAUUUUGAUUAAGAAAAAGUUGGAUAAUGCUGCGGCGUCACUGGAGGCUGGACGUGAUAUAAGCUUGGUUGUUACUGCAAGCUCGGGACGACAAGGUUCUCUAACGAACAUGACGGUGGUGGAGAUUUCCAUUGAUUCGCUGGGUUAUGCGAAGGACGGAGAAGCGGGUGGUGACUACGGCAAGUCGGAGUCCGUUUCGGCGAGCAAUGGUUUGGCGAAUUGGGCGUUGGGACUGCUCAUCUCCAUCCUGCUAGUGGUGAUUUGCGCUGCAUCGGUGUUUCUGUUUUUGCACAUGAGAAACCGUCAGCAGAAGCAGGUGAACAAAAGUGGACUGAGUACGGAGUCGGUUGGUCACUCGAACAAUUACGUUGAUCCCAGUGCCUUCGAUACGAUUCCGAUUCGAGGUAGCUCAAGCGGUACAAGCGGAGCCGGACAGUUUGCCCCACCAAAGUAUGAUGAGAUUCCUCCCUACGGAGCCAGUUCCAAUUCGGGAGCCGCUACAACUUCGGAAUUGUCCGGUUCGGAACAGUCCGGAUCGAGUGGGAGAGGAUCGGCUGAAGAUGAUGGCGAAGACGAAGAGAUUCGGAUGAUUAACGAGGGAGGUCCAAUGCAGCGAGAUGGACUACAGUUGGAUGGUAGAAUGUCCGACGUUUCGGUUCAGAAUACUCAAGAGUACUUGGCAAGGUUAGGAAUAGUGGAUAACGCAACGACCGGAAAUGCUUCUAAUUCGUCUAGAAGAUGUUCAGAAAGCAUUGGCCUGGGCAGCUCGAAGGAUGCAAUGUUGCACCACACGCUACCGAUCGAUACUCUGCACAUGUUCGACGACGAACACCGAGAAUCGGACUUGACCAAUCUGAUCUACGCCAAAUUGAACGACGUAACCAACAACAGCGAUCGGGCAAGUAGCGUCGAUGAGACGGUAACCAACGCCGGCAGUAUAGGAGCUGCCGUCGAUCACGUCAUGAUGGGCAACUACAGCGAUGUUCCGGUGGUCGGAGGUCAGCAGGGCAUCUCAAUGAACGGUUCCCUCAGCUCGAUUGUACAUAGUGAAGAAGAGCUGACGGGUAGCUACAACUGGGACUACCUACUAGACUGGGGACCGCAGUAUCAACCAUUAGCGCAUGUUUUCUCCGAAAUCGCACGCCUCAAGGAUGACACACUGUCCGUGCAUAGCGGCAACAGUGGGACAUCCAGUGCUAAGAGUAAAAACUCUCUUCAUCACACGGUGAAAAACGUACCCCCACCUCUGCUAACCAACGUCGCCCCUCGUUCCAUCAACGUUCCGGUGUUUUCGGCCCGCGGAACCAGCAGCCAUCACGGUCAAGCUCCCAACCAGUACCUGCUGCCACGGUCACCUAUCAGUCACGAUUCGGCAGCCGGUUUCAGCACAUCAUCCGCCAUGUCGCCCAGCUUUUCACCUUCGCUCUCUCCCCUGGCAACCCGGUCGCCAUCGAUAUCUCCGCAUGUAGUCUCCACCGGAGUUCCCACAUCCCAUCAUAUGGUUUCACUACCACGACCACCUCAGCAGCGAGGCCAGCGGAAGCCCUACUAAACUUUCUUCCUACGCUGAUCGAAUCAACCAGGCGCCUGAUCCGUGGUUGCUAAGCAACAUAAACCAUCGGUUGUUGAUUCGCGCCUGCUGUGAUGACGCAAAACAACUGUGACAUGCCACACAUAGAUGUAAAUAGUCAGACAUUAAAGUGUCCUGUUUUUUGCCCUUCCAUUACAAAUAACACUGUAAACAAUCGUGUACAGGUUUCUCGAUUAGAUAAAUCUUCUACAGUACGAAACGAAUAGCGGGUAAGUUUUGAACUAUUCACCAGAAAGUGCCUUUUACUUAGAAGAAAUGAAAUGAAAGUAAACUGUAAAUAGGAGAUUUUUAACCUACUGUAGAGCCCCAAGUCGUGUUUUUAAAUAGGUAUUUUACAAGCAAAUUUUACACAAGUAAACCAACGAAUUUUAACUCGAAUCAAUUCCUCCUCUCUAGCGAGUAAGCGUGUGUGUAAAUAGUUCCAGCUGUUAAUACGAGUCUAGAGCAUUUUUUUAAAAAUAAAACAACAAACAGCAAAACGAAUUAAAAUAUAAGCGUAAGCUCCGAGUGCGCGUGUAAAAUAGCCCACAAUUGUGUCGAAUUUUUUAAUUUGUUUUCGAGAAAAAGACUGUGUAAAGAUCGUGUAGAAAUAGGUUGAUUUUUAAGCAGACACGUAUUCGAGGAUUCGCGUAUCCCAAAACUAACCCGAAUCCAGUCCAAGCAUUUACUUCCUCCCGUAACCGCGGGCCCAUGAAGUUUUAGACAAAAUUUUCCAACUGUUCAAAUGUUUCCAACUGUAUUUAUAUGAAUAUAUUUUUAUCUUUGCAUAAAGGCCAUAUGUAAGCAGCGAAAGCGAUGAAAGUUUUUAAAAUAAAGUAUUGCAAAAAUUAAUGA